Ostrea edulis (European flat oyster) is the source of this 3130-nucleotide messenger RNA. Its product is annotated as carbonic anhydrase 2-like. Gene Ontology annotation, cellular component: plasma membrane. Lineage: Eukaryota; Metazoa; Mollusca; Bivalvia; Ostreida; Ostreidae. The transcript is spliced from 8 exons. The record is from RefSeq and is a predicted model, not a curated record. Bases 2090 to 3022 code for a protein of 310 amino acids. Gene Ontology annotation, molecular function: carbonate dehydratase activity; zinc ion binding.
GUCAGCAGGGGAUGCUUCCUCCUCCUAGGCACCUGAUAACACCUCUGGUAUUCUCAACUCUCUAUUUCGUAUUGUUUAUAGGAGUUAUGAGAUUGAUCACUAUUCGUUAUCUUCACCUUUCAUUGAUGUGAGAAAUUUGUAGCUUUGACCUAUAACCCCAGAAUUAAGGUUGUUUGUAUUAUCUUUUGUGAGAAUUUUUCACUCAUAUGAGACGCUACCUGCUUGAGGUAACGCUUGAGUAUGUGAUAUAAAUCUGGGAACAAAAUAGCUUAAACUAAUGAUAUAAAUCUGGCAACAAAAUACCUUGAUCCAGUGAUAUAAAUCUGGCAACAAAAUACUUUAUCCAGUGAUAUAAAUCUGGCAACAAAAUACCUUAAUCCAAUGAUAGAAAUCUGGCAACAAAAUACCUAAGGCUUAAUCCAAUGAUAUCAAUCCAGCAAUAAAAUAUUGACUGUUGGUUUUCGCUUCAUAAGCUGAAUACAUCUUCACAUAUGAUGUCCAUUUUACAAUAUGGACACUAAAAACUGUUUUACAAACCAUGCAGAAUUUUAUUUAAUUCUUUUCAUGGUUGUUUAUUUUACAUCCCAUCGAGAAAAAUUCAUUCAUAUUGAGACGUCACCAGCAGUAGAUGAAGUACGACAAAUGUAGACCUGUGCUUAGCGCUUAGGGUCGUAGCAGUGAGGGCACUUUAACGUGGCAAUGCCUGUCGCGACACGUGACACCCGUUUGUAAGGUCAUAUCUGAAAGACUCAUGAUUCUCACAUCUAAAUGACGAGAGUUUGACAAAGGAGCAAUCACUACCCAUGUGUACGUCUUAGGUUUGACGCGGCCAUGACACGAGCGGGGCUCGAACUCACGACCUCCGAGUUACAAACGCUCUACCACUGAGCUACUGCGACCGGUCUUUUUUCUCGACUUGACGGAAAAGACCGAACGAUGUUCCGAUUAGCUUUGAUAAACACGUUCACUUGUGCAUGUGCUUCCGGUUUAACCUAGCUUUAAUAUACCCAAAGUGUCCACGCAAACGCAAUAACACAAAAGAAAAGGUGACUAUAACGAACAGUGAUCAAUCUCAUAACUCCUAUAAGGAAUGCAAAAUAGAGUUGGGUAAACACGGACCCCUGGACACACCAGAAGAAGGAUCAAGUUCCUAGGAGGAGUAAGCACCCUCUGCUGACCGGUCACACCCACCGUUAGUCUUAUAUCUUGAUCACGUAAACAGAGUAUUCCGUAUCAAAGUCGACAAUUGGUAUGAAACAAGUCAGACAGCAUUUGACCUAAAUGACAGGUAUUGAUUGACAAACUAGUUCUGACCCCUAUAACGUCAACUUAAUGUUCAAUAUCCUGCCUCGAUUUAAAAACUGAUCAUACGUAGAACAAGCGCUUGCAUAUCGAAUCAGUUGAGAGACAUAAACACCAUAUGAGGUAAUAACUGAAUAUUGCUAUAUGAAUAUGAAAAGCUGAAGAUGGAGAAGAUGAAACUAUUCCAUUUGUCAUAAAUUUGUGUUUUUAGUUUGCCGUUAGCAUCUAUGUUCAAUAAAAUAUCUAAGUACGAAGCAGAUGUUGAAAACACUGCGCGGUGUAACUGGGAUAUAUCGAAUCGACAUCUGAAUGAAAAUGAUUAUGAUACAAGUAUGUUAGAAUGUUUGUUAAAGUUUUGUUUAACUCUAUCGUAAGAACCGUGUGGUCUUGCUAGUGCUAUUUCCGUUUUGCUAUUUAUGAAUGGUGGCAAAGAAAACAAAAAAUGAGAAACUUCGAUCAGAUGGUAUCCAGCUUAAAUAAACAAUAAGCAAACAUUAAAAACAAGAGACAUUUACUUGUGUAUCAACAGCAAUAAAGAACAGUGAUCGAAUGCUACGUACUCGCAAACAUAUUUACCCCCAGUGUCAUAUAGAACCACUACGAUAACACUAACAGGAGGGCGACUCAUUGGUGUAUAUGGAUGAAGUGACAUGUAUCAAAAUCACUAUCUACAUAAAUGGAAACGCUCCGCCUCUUCGAUCUUAUAACAUUUAUAAACAGGAUUUGAAGAAUUUUAAGUGCUGUUGUAAGAAGGUCUGGGAUAUUGAAACUUGUACAAUUGUGACCAAUGGCUGUGCUAGUAUCUGUGCUGAUUCACACUGUUUUGCUGGCUGCUGGAGCAGUUGCAUCUGACUGGCAGUACUCGGGAAGUCACGGGGCUUAUGACUGGGCAAAGGACUUCCAGAACUGUGGCUCCGUCCGCCAGUCACCGAUAGAUUUCCCAAAGGCAGAAGACAUGGUGUACAAUUCUUCUCUGAAGCCGAUUGAAUUCAUUGGUUUUGAUGAUCCCAGUAAAUACACCCUGAAACUAGAAAACAAUGGACACACAGUCAAAGUGAAAGUGGAGGGCGGGGACCUACAUGUGUCAGGAGGGGGACUUCCGGGAAAAUUCAAGCCCGCCCAGUUUCACUUCCAUUGGGGCCACAGUGACAAUGAGGGAUCUGAGCACACCUAUGAUGGUCACAGAUUCCCUAUGGAGCUUCACAUAGUUAGCUACAACGAGAAAUAUGGCAGUCUCCAGAACGCCGCACCAAAAGACGGAGAUGGUUUGGCCGUGUUGGGUUUCUGGUACCAGAUCUCGGACCACGACAACUACGCUAUAGCGCCUCUCAUAAGUCAGCUGAGUAAAGUGCCAACAAAAGGUUCCUCGAUACAGCUACCAAACACGUUCAACCUUGGUCUACUGCUACCAAUCCAUAUGGAUCAACAUAACCCUCAUUUUUACCGCUACCCCGGGAGUCUGACCACCCCUCCAUGCUUUCAAAGCGUCAUUUGGACAGUGUUUGACGACAAAAUACCCAUAUCCAGUGCCCAGUUGCAAAUGUUCCGAGCCCUGCACGAGGAUAAAGAGAAAGAGGGAACCCAUUUUCUUCAAGACAACUAUCGUCCAGCUCAAUCUCUCAAUGAUAGAACUGUUUAUCGUAACUUUGAGAUUACUCCCAAAACACAACAGACGGGGAAGCGGAAUGCGCACGUCAACGUCUUUCUCCACAUGAAUUAAUCUUUUUAAUCUUACCGCAUUAAACAUUGACUGUUAUCCCUCCCUCUAAGGUUUAUGUCUUCAUUUAUACCACUUUUCUGUCAUGAAAAUAAAUGCUAGUUUCUCGUU